AACAUGCUGCCAGUCCAAACGCGACCGGACCAGUUUGGACUGUAUUCCCCAGUGCAACUCUCCAUCUGUUCCCCACCAAAUUUGCCCAUAGGCUUAUUUUUUAAUUAAAAAAACCAAGAGGUUUUUUUAUUGGACUAUGCUCAGUACAAUCUCAUCCAUGAAUUGGGGCACGGUGGAAAACUCGUAGUAUAGUCGCCGCCUUGCAAUCUCUCUCUUUCACGUGUGUGCAUAGCCAGAAGCAUCCAUUUGGGAACAGGUUGCACGAGAGGUUAUUUUUACCCCGUCUUUUUUUCCUCUUAAUUUUUUUGGGUGCUCAUUUUUUUUGCAACAAUGGCUGACAGUAAUGCAGAAUGCAAUAUCAAGGUAUUGUGUCGUUUUCGUCCACUCAACCAGUCGGAAAUCCUCCGUGGAGAUAAGUUCAUCCCAUUAUUUCAAGGAGAAGACACAGUCAUCCUUGGGGGGAGGCCCUACGUCUUUGACCAGGUGUUCCCCACCAACGCCACCCAGGAGCAGGUCUACAACACCUGUGCCAAGCAUAUUGUCAAAGAUGUUCUCGGAGGAUACAACGGCACUAUCUUUGCCUAUGGCCAAACAUCCUCGGGAAAGACGCACACAAUGGAGGGAAACCUCCACGACCCCCAAGGGAUGGGCAUCAUUCCUCGAAUUGCUGAAGACAUUUUCGAACACAUAUUUGCCAUGGAUGAGAACCUAGAAUUCCAUAUCAAGGUAUCCUACUUUGAGAUCUACAUGGAUAAAAUUCGUGACCUUCUGGACGUUACAAAAACCAACCUGUCAGUGCAUGAAGACAAACACAGAGUUCCUUACGUGAAGGGAUGCACAGAGCGUUUUGUCACAAGUCCAGACGAGGUGAUGGAUGUGAUAGACGAGGGCAAGGUGAACCGCCACGUCGCCGUCACCAACAUGAACGAGCACAGCUCCCGCAGUCACAGCAUUUUCCUGAUCAGCAUCAAACAAGAGAAUGUGGAGACUGAGCAGAAGCUGAGCGGGAAGCUUUACCUGGUGGACCUGGCUGGGAGUGAGAAGGUCAGCAAGACGGGUGCAGAGGGAGCGGUGCUGGACGAGGCCAAGAACAUCAACAAGUCCUUGUCGGCCCUCGGCAACGUCAUCUCAGCUUUGGCCGAAGGGACGAAGUCUCAUGUGCCGUACCGUGACAGCAAAAUGACGCGGAUCUUACAGGACUCUCUGGGGGGGAACUGUCGCACCACCAUGUUUAUCUGCUGCUCUCCCUCCAGCUACAAUGACACAGAGACCAGGUCUACGCUCAUGUUUGGCCAAAGAGCAAAGACCAUCCGAAACACUGUGACAGUGAACCUGGAGCUCACAGCCGAGCAAUGGAAGAGAAAGUACGAGAAGGAGAAGGAGAAGAACAGGUCACUGAAGGAAACCGUCCAGAGGCUGGAGGCUGAGCUUGGCUGCUGGAGGAAUGGUGAGGUUUCAGCAGUGUUGGAUCAUGAGGAUCAAAGGUCAGAGGAAGACGCAGACCUCAUGCUGCCGUCGCCCGACUCUGAGGAGGCGGUGCUGGAUAUCUGCAGCCCUUGCUCCCUCGCCUCCUCCAUUGUGGUGCACAUCUCGGAGGAAGAGCGUCACAAGUACGAGGAGGAGAUCCGGAAGCUUUACAAACAGCUGGAUGACAAGGAUGCUGAGAUAGACUACCAAAGCCAGAUGGUGGAGAAGCUGAAGGAGCAGAUGCUGAAGCAAGAGGAGUUCCUGGCGUCCUCCAGGGGUGAUGGCGAGAGGGUGCAGUCGGAGCUGGGCAGGCUGCAGUCGGAGAACGAGUGCGCCAAGGCGGAGGUUAAGGAGGUGCUGCAGGCGCUGGAGGAGCUGGCGGUCAACUUUGACCAGAAGAGCCUGGAGGUCGAGGAGAAGAGCGUGCAGAACAAGCUGCUGGCUGAGGAGCUUGCCAAGAAAAUGGCUCGCCUCAUGGCGUUGGAGGCGGAGCUUUCUCGCAUCCAGGAGGCGAGCCGCCACCAGAGGAAGCGCAUUGCAGAGGUCCUGAACGGGCUGAUGCGGGAUCUGAGCGAGUUCAGUGCCAUCGUGGGCAACAGGGACAUUCAACUGUCCCUUGAGAUCACAGGUGCCAUCGAGGAGGAGUUCACGGUGGCGCGGCUCUACAUCAGCAAGCUUAAGUCAGAGGUGAAGUCCAUGGUAAAGCGCUGCCGCCACCUGGAGAACCUUCAGGCCGAGUGUCACCGCAAGAUGGAGGAGGCAGGUCGAGAGAUGUCCUCCUGCCACCUCCUCAUUGGGCAGCACGAGGCCAAGAUUCGCUCACUCACAGAGUACACGCAAGACUUGGAGCUGAAGAGGAGACAGUUGGAGGAAAGCUGCGACUCUCUGGCAGAGGAGCUGUCCAAAGUCCAGGCAGGAGAGACCAUGUCACAGUUGACUACGAGGGAGAAUUACUCUGUCCAGGAAUCCUUUGACAUCCAGAAGGCUCUGGAGCAGCAGAUGGAGUCACACCGCGCGAUGCACAGCGAGCAGGUCGGCCGUCUGCGCGACAAGAUCAGUGAACAGCAGAGGAUCAUCAGCGACUUAACAGACUAUAACCAGAAACAAGAGCUGGAGCUGGAUCAACUUCACGGAGACUAUGAGCGUCUCCGGAGCCGAGAGCAUCAAACGAGUCGACAGCUGGAGGACCUGACAUUUCUCCACGAGCGACAUGAGCAGUCAAAGCAGGAUCUCAAGGGACUGGAAGAGACGGUCGCUCGUGAGCUCCACACCCUCCACAACCUACGCAGGCUGUUUGUUCAAGACCUCACGACUCGAGUUAGAAAAAGUGCAGAGCUGGAGCCUGAUGAUAGCGGAGGAUACAUCACCCAAAAGCAGAAGAUUUCCUUUCUUGAGAACAACCUGGACCAGCUUACAAAAGUUCACAAGCAGCUUGUACGUGACAAUGCAGACCUCCGCUGUGAGCUUCCGAAACUGGAGAAACGUCUUCGGUCUACAGCUGAGCGGGUCAAGGCUCUGGAGGGUGCGCUAAAGGAGGCCAAAGAGGGCGCCAUGAAGGAUCGACACCGCUACCAGCAGGAGGUGGAGCGCAUCAAAGAUGUGAUGAGGGUGCGAAAUCCUUUCCGUCGUCCUCACGCUGCACACAUAGCCAAGCCUGUGCGUGCUGGCCACCACUCACCCACUCACACCGUUUUCAUCCGAGGCUACAGCGAUCACCCUGUCGUUAUGACCGAUGAUGUUCCUCACGACGACGCACAAGCUCCACAAGCUGAUGUUGCCGCUCCGGCACCAGAAGGUGAACGCACUGCACCUGAAACCAACCAGAACCGGCCUGCCAAGCACUUUGACCACCAGAACAAUGCUCAGAACAUGCCUCCUGCAAGCCAAAAAGACACUGCAGAGAUGCUUGAUUCGGAAAAUGGAAACACCACAGACAUCAAUGACAACAGCACGUGUUUGAAUGUCAACGCCGUGUCCUCGACUGACAUAUGUGACAACCGGGACCCGACCAAAUUCAGCAGCUUGCACUCGGAGGCCACCGCCAGCUAAUAGAAAAGCCAGCUAGGCUCACCUUUUACUUUACUCUCCAAAUCUGUAUGCAGAUGAUCAGCCAUCUUUGUAGCUUCAUUGUCACCUGCUGAAAACGCACCUCCAUCUUCCUUGGCGUCGCCUUCCUGUCCCCUGCUGCUCCUUCUUCUUCCGUUACUUCCUUCCUGUGUGACAUGGCGAAGACUGCAUUGUAGAUGGAAAUGUGCAGUGCUGGAGAUGACCACCGGACAGUGCAGCCUUGUAUAUUACUAUUUAUGUGUUUUUUUAACAUACUGUCUUGUUAUAUUUUGCUAGCCUCAUCCAAACCAACCACCUGUUAAUACAGUAUGUGCUGUACUUGUAUGUCCCUCAACCAAACCCGUUAUAGAAUAUACUGAAAACAUAUAUAUUACAAAAUGAUAUUUUUCAAUCUAAAAAAAGUAUAAAAGUUAAAUAUUGUCCUUCUACCGCUAGAGCGUGUCUUUCUCGUAAAAGGUUUCUCAUACUAGAGUAAAUUAUGCAUCUGUUGGGGUCUAUUUUUAGCCUUGAAUGAAUGCACAUUUUAGUGAAUAUUCCCUGCAGAGAGUAUGUGUACCGUCUGUGUGUGCAUCAGUGUUUAUAGUACCUUGUCAGGGGGAUAUGAUCAUGUAGCCAGGUUCAACACUCACCUCCGCUUGGUGUCAAUCCCAGAUGAUGUUUGCAUCUGACCUUUACUACUCAAACUGAUGGAACAGUGGGAGAAAAACAUAUUUACAGUCUCAUUCAACACUGUAUUCCCAGUAGAUCACCACGCUUUGUUCAGUACCUUUUCAAUUGACACAAACGUCCAACAAUGUCUACAUAUUAACUACCUGCAAAGCCAUCCACUCGUUUGUUUCACUUGUGGCGACAGCAAGAACCUUUGUGAUAAAUUAAAUGUGAAUGCAAGAGAAGGAGGACCUUAGUCGUCAUCAUCGGCACAAACCUGAAUUGCAGCUUUUAAGCCGACAACACAGGCAAAAUCAAAAUAAAAAGGCAUACGCAGGAAAGAGCAUCAAACACAAAUCACAUAGAAAAUAACUAGAUUGAUUCAAAAAACAAAUUAGUCAAAGCCAGCAAAUGAUUUUCUUGAUUACUUGUUGCUAGGCAGAUAUUGUUGCGUACAGUCCUUGUGUACUAAUAGCAAAAUUGGCAUACUCCAGUCUCACCAACUACAGGUGUUCCGUGUUUUUGGCUACAUUCACACUGCAGGUCAAUUCCGAUUUUUUUGCAUUUUUUUAUGUCAUUAUGAACAGUACAAUUCCAGUUUUUUCCAAAUGUGACUCAGGCCUCAUUCAUAUGUAGAUAUAAAUCUGAGAUGUAUCCAAGUUACUGCAGUCUGAAUGGUGAGGUCGCAUACAUCUGACCUACCACGCGAGACGUGGAUAAUGGUAUUCACUGAUGUACGCAAACGUUGUCCUUGUCAUCCGAAAAUUAUUUCAAAAGUCUUGCCCUCUUUCUUCUCAAUCUUAAUCGUUUGUUUAAGAAAAUGUUGACUCCCGUUGCACCGAAUCUCUGAAAUUGGCAAUGUUUACUUCUGUAAACACACGGAAGAAGCGCGUGACGUGGUGCUUUUGCGCUUCUUAGCACUUUUUUGUUUUCACAUUGAUAAGUCACGUUUUUCUGCUAAUAUGAACGACCACAUAAAAGAUGGGAUUUUAACAAAAAAAUCUAAAUUGAGCAUCAUUUUGCCUGCAAUGUGAACAAAGCCUUAGUCUAAGUCUGCUCUUCCACCAAAAUCAACUCACACUGUACACAGGACACAUGAAAGCCAUAAAAUAAAGGAAUAAAACACUCAAUGAAACAGUAAUAAAAAAGAAAAUUGACAAACAAUAGCAACCUUUCCAUGUCAAUAUUAAGACCACUACACUAGUUACUACUGUCACUUCCAGAGCAUCAGUGGCAUGGCAGUUAUGUGUCGUGUAAGAUGAGUUUUGUGAUUUCCGAACAUCUGUGGAUGUGACGUGUUGGACAGUUGAGUUUGCAGACAGUAGCCUGUUUUGCUUUUGCAAUAAAGAGAUUCUUGAUCGGCCGGCCACCUCCUCGUCAUCCUUACAGCAUCUGAGUAGACAUUAAAAUACAAUCUUUAUCCUUAAUUAAAGGUCGCGACAGACCAGUGUUGAGAGUAGUGUGGGUUGUGUGAGCUUCCGCGGCGCAUCGCGCUAUAACUACUUCUCGAGGGAGUCUUGUGUUUUCUUGGCCACUUGGGGCAGAGGCCUAAGCUGUGCCACACGUUUAAGGAAGGACAAGGAGAUAUGACAAGAACAGGAAGUCGAAAUUAUGAAAUUGAUGUACAGUCGAUCCCCGCAUAUUCGCGAUUUAGCAUUUGCGACCCCGCAAAUUUGUGGAUUUUUAGUCAAGAAUCUUUUUUUUUCUCUGAAAAUAGCCCAUUUUUCUGCUGAAAACACGUCUUAUUCACCUUAAGUUGGUAACAAUCUAUAAAUAUGUGAGAGUAAAGCAGAACAUGUACACAAUAACAAUACGGUUUAGAGUACAGCAAGAUGGUGGCGCCCUGUGUGCACUUUAGAGAGAGAUGGAGGCGGCCCCCAUGGCCCUGAUAGAAGCGUGAUUGUAGCACUGGCCUGCCAACCAAGCUAAAGGCUAGACUGUGACUCCGAUUCCAUCUGCACUCUCAGUCAUCUCACAUUAUCAUUCAUUAGUGAGUACAUACAUAUGCCUUUAGUAAGGCAUACUUAAACUUGGAUUGCAUUUAGCUUGUUAGCUCAUGAACAAUGGCAAUUGAAGAGAGAUGGGGAGGGUUCUGGAACUGAAUCUAAUAAUUACAACAGUCACUUUUAUUGCAAAUGUUGAUUUGAAAUUGGAGGAGUACAUCAACAUCAAGCUAGCAGGAGGGUUGAGAGGGGGAGGCGCGAGCCGGUGUAGUCACAGGUGGCACCUCGAUGCACUUGACUUUAUUUGAGUCUGGAAAAUAGACUUUGUUAGGGCCGUCUCAAUUACUCGGGUUUACUUGCUAUUUGCAGGUGGUUUUGGUGCUUUUCGGACAGUAACCCCUGCGAAUGGCGAGGAUCUACUGUAUACACAUUAUUUCUCUUGCUUUAUAAACCACUGUUACUCUGCCAAAUGCAAAAGACGGAGACAAAUGUGCAAAAUACUAUGGUGUGAUAUUAUCAAGUGUCAGGGUUUGCAUGGGAAAAAAAGAUGUCUAGCAACUAUUUUUAUAUGUGUAUUACUCUCAGCUUGAGAGAACGUCGAACUUGUUUAGUGUCUUUUUAAUGAUUAGCCGCUGUUGAAUGUGCAACAUUUAUUUGAAUGGUUUAGCAUCGCACCUUUGUUUAUUUAUUUAGAGAAAAAGACUCAACUGAAGCCAAAUUCCUGGAUAAAGCUUAGGUUACUGGAGGUUAUCGAGAACAUCUUAUCCUUCACACGCUCAUCACACAUAUAUGACCUCAUCCAACAGUCAGGUGACCUCUGACCUCAAAUACAAGUCCAUUGCACUCUGAAUAAGUGGAGUUAUCUGGGAGGAUCAAUUGAAUGAUUGGUUACUGUCGCUCAUCACACGCUCUCUUUGACCCUCCUGAUCAGCCAGUCAGGAUGAGAGCCUGUAGCUGUGUGUUUGUGUGUGUGUGUAUGUGUGGGGGUGUGUGUGUGUUUACAUUUAAUUAAUAAAACAGGAGCACUCUAAUGCUUAUCAAUCUGUCUUAUCCUUUAAUUCUCUCUUCCUUCUGACUCGUGAGGCUUAAAUAUGCAUGAAGCACUUUUUUAUGUUGUGUUUGUGACUCUCUGUUGCUGUUUACUAGCCUUUACACUGUGCUCCCAAUGUUGCGCCUCUUUGCUUUCUCUCCAACUGGUUCAAAAGUGUCACUGAACUUAAACAAACUAAGCUUGCUUUCAAAUCUGGUUACACAACCUGCAGAAACAAUCUCUCCUCAAUAAUAAUAAAAAAAAACCACUAAUAAAAAAUGAUGCACUGUGAUUAUGAAACCGUGCGGUGUGUGAAAUUCCGUGUUUUUUUUUUUUGUUUUUUUUUAAAUCUAUCUGGAAAUAUUCCAGCGGAGGAGCUGAGAUGUUCUCCUGUAGCUUAAAUAUGCAGAAAUAGACGAAUGACAUGAAUGUUGGUUGGGGAAGUGCAAAAAACGUUUGUAUAAUUGUGUAUUGUUGGAUUGGAUCUCUGUGCAUGCUGUACUUGCCCUGUGUAGCAGCUGAGAAACACACUUAUCUUCUCAUGAGAACUCCUUUCAAUAAAGAGGACCGUAUGAGAGAAUUCAUGACGUGACUGUGUGAUAUCGUGGAGGGCUGCGAGCUUCUCUGCUGCCCCCUGCGGGUCAUUCUAUGCAUAUGCCUGAAUUUCACUUUGUUCCAACAACUCAGCCACAAGUAACACAGUAAAACAAAACAAAUCAAUAAGCAGAGCAACCAAGCAGCUAAUGCUGUUGCUUGGGAGUGGUGGCUGUAAUUAUCUAGGGGUAUACUAGUCCAGAUAAUUAGCUAAAGGUAAAAUGGGAACCCUUUUUAGUGGGCACUUAUUGAAAUACUUGGAAAUGACUAUGUAAGUAUAUUACACUAUACAUUAGAUCAGGGGUCACCAACGUGGUGCCCGCGGGCACCAGGUAGCCCCCCACGACGACAUGAGGUGCCCGCAAGCCUGCUUUUCAUUCAGGUUUUCAGUUAAUAAUGAAAGAGCAGUAGAAAGAAAUGUAUUCUGAAAUACAACAUGUGAGUUGUGGACACCAGCAUUUUGUUCAUGUUCUGGUAAAACAAGCAUAUUCGCUUUGUUUGGGUUUAAAAUAAGAUCUGAAAAUAAAUGUUACAAAAAUGAGUAGCUCUUGGCCAUUUACAUUUCGUAAAAGUAGCUCUCACAAGGAAAAACGUUGGUGACCCCUGCAUUAGAUGAAGU
Dunckerocampus dactyliophorus (ringed pipefish) is the source of this 8368-nucleotide messenger RNA. RefSeq names its product kinesin family member 5A, b (gene kif5ab). NCBI's taxonomy places the organism in Eukaryota, Metazoa, Chordata, Actinopteri, Syngnathiformes, Syngnathidae. The record is from RefSeq and is a predicted model, not a curated record. Bases 331 to 3516 code for a protein of 1061 amino acids. The transcript has 29 exons. Gene Ontology annotation, molecular function: microtubule binding; microtubule motor activity; ATP binding. Gene Ontology annotation, biological process: microtubule-based movement.